UAAUUACAAGAGUAACAUCAUCUAUUAUAGGAUUUAUGAUACCAGCUAUUUUAGCAGAGAUGAUUGUCUUAAGCCGAAUAUCCAAACUUGAUGGGUCAGGUACAAAUAUUAGCAAAUUAAUGGAAGCAUCUAUGUCACGUAGUUUAUAUUGUACUAUAACGACUUAUUUUAGUACUGGUAAAACUCCAUCAGCAGCUGAUUUGUAUCUUCAUAUAACUGCUAUUGGAAAUUCUCAACAAUUACCUGGAUUAACUAUCCCAAGUACUAGAGUAUUAGACAUAGCAACCAAUUGUACUGAAAUAAAUAAUGAAAAUAAUUGUGUAAAAAGAAAACGUGAAAUAAAGAAUAAUGAGAAAGUAUUAAAAGUAUAUCUAAAUGCAAGUGAUUCUUUAGUAACUUGGCAAAGUGAUGAUAGAAUUUACCUUAUACAAUCUCCACCUUUAGAGAAAACCUAUUCAUAUUUCGGAUCUGGUGUAUUUUUACAACCUUCAUAUAUACCCAUAAGUAGCAUAUGUAAUUUAAAGGCCAGAUAUGGUGCUAUGACAAAUUAUAGUUGUCCUAAAGAAUUCUGGUAUGCUUCAGGGAAUACCAUAACGCAAUCAUUCAAUGUAAAUAUUACUGAAGGAAUGCAUGGUCCUGGACCUCUACAUGCAAUUGUCACUAUACGUUAUGCUAAAGAGCUCUCAACUAAUUAUGAUUCUGAAUUCGUAGCAGAAGUACAUGUAUUAAAAGCAUUCUCACUAAGUAACUUGACAAAUUCACAAUUCUUUACACUUGAUCAAGCAUCAACAUCAUAUAAAAUGGUUAGUACAUUACUCGCUAAUGCAUUUACACAAAAGUGGGCUCAAGCAACUAUUGCUUCAUUUAGUGGUAUAGAUCUAACCAUUGUCUCACUUGCAGCUAUCUUAAUUUAUGCUACUGUUAUUAUAUUACCAUUAAUAAUCUUCUCUUGUAGACUGCUUUAUCAAGCUAUAAUUAAAGAACAUUAUGCUGAUGAUGAUUGUUUGAAAAAUUUGGCAAUGCAGGAAAGAAUAAUUGAAAAUAUUGAGUGUAAUAUUAAGACAGAUGAAGGGCAUAUUGAAUUA
Funneliformis caledonium is the source of this 1085-nucleotide messenger RNA. Lineage: Eukaryota; Fungi; Glomeromycota; Glomeromycetes; Glomerales; Glomeraceae. The record is from the annotation of a GenBank genome assembly.